AUGAGAGCGACGCAAACUCUCCUCUCGAGGAGCUUCUUCGGGCGAAGCAUGGAUGAGCUGCGGCGACGAACACAGAUCGCCGUCUCCUUCGAGGCCAUCAAGGGCGCCACGAAACCCAAGCCCCUCUACGACUUCAACACCUCCGACAACGUCCGCGACUGCAUCGUCAUGACCGACAAGACCAUCGGUGGCUUCUCCGACAGCAACUUCGAAUACGCAACAUCCACCAACCCGAAAUCUCCCUCCUCCUACGCCCGCUUCUACGGCUCCAUCUCUACACGCCUCCCCGCCGACAAACCCAACAUCCAGCGCACCGGGUUCGCCGGCUUCCGAACUCCCGAUCAGCGACCUACGGUGUUUGGUCGAUCGAUGUGGGACAUUGAUCCCUUUCUCUACCUUGCGCUGCGAGUCAAGUCAGAUGGCCGCAGUUACUUUGUCAACCUACAAACCGAGAGUGUGGAACCGUCAGAUCUACACCAGCACCGAUUGUUCGCCAAGAGGCCAGGUCAAUGGGAAACGGUGCUCAUCAAGUGGAACGACUUUGUACGAACGAAUCAUGGAUUCGUUGUAGAGCCUCAGACUGAGAUGCUGAGGCAAAAAGUCCUGAGUGUGGGCGUUGGACUGACGGAUCGUGUAGAGGGGCCGUUUGAACUUUGCAUCGAAAAGGUAUGGGCUACGAAUGAUGUGUCAGAGGCAGACGCAGGAGCACCAACCGUUGAGGCCCCAGCAAAGGGGACGCCGGCAGAGGGUGGGUUAAGGAACAGAAAGGGUGAAAAAGUACGAUGGUAG
This is a messenger RNA of Fusarium keratoplasticum, 789 nucleotides long. Its product is annotated as CIA30 domain-containing protein. Lineage: Eukaryota; Fungi; Ascomycota; Sordariomycetes; Hypocreales; Nectriaceae. The record is from RefSeq and is a predicted model, not a curated record. Gene Ontology annotation, cellular component: mitochondrion. The transcript has 2 exons. The coding region runs from base 1 to 789 and encodes 262 amino acids. Gene Ontology annotation, biological process: mitochondrial electron transport, NADH to ubiquinone; mitochondrial respiratory chain complex I assembly.